AAACAAGGAGGCGGGGACUUCAACUUAUCAAGAUUUUCAAGAAGUUUAUUUAUCUGUUUAAGAUUAGAACGAGACGGAUCGCAUGAUCUAGAUAUGUAGUUUCGAAAUAAUUUGAAACUGAAAAUGGGAAGUAUCCGACCUGUCAAGCUUGAAGGUUUGGAUAUAUAUCCUGCUACGGUAGAAGGUUUGCAAGAGACAUUUGGUUAUCCAAAUUUUAUAUUAGCAAAGGCAAGAUGGAUGUCGGAUGACGAAGCUUCAAACUGUGUCUUAUGUCAGAACAAAUUUAACCAGCUGCGAAGAAAACAUCAUUGCCGAAUGUGUGGCAGAAUCUUAUGCAGCAAAUGUUGUAAAGAAAAGAUGCCGUUACCACAGCUUAGGUGUGAAGACCCGGAGAGAGUUUGUGAGAUUUGUCGUCCUGCAGCAGAAUGUGUAACUAAGUCAAGGUCAACCAUUUUGUCCUUUAAGUUUGAAGCUGUUAAAGCUAUUGUUAGUAUGUGUAAAGAAGAAAAAGGAUUAUGUAAGUUGGUAGAACUUGGAGGUGUACAGAUGUUGAUUUCUAUGUCAAAGGAACCGGAUGCUGCUUUAAGGGCUUUGGUAGCUGAAGGCUUACAUAUACUGUCAACACACCAGCCACUACAUCAAAUGUUAGCUGUUGUUGGUGUCAUUAAAGCUUUAUGUUGGAUGAUUUCAGCCUGUGAUAUAGUGACGGAGGAAAAAGCAGUUAUUGACAGCCUUAGUGCAUUAACGAUCUUCUGUAAACUGAAUGAAUUUAAGAUGAAAGCCUUACAAGAUGGUGCGUUAGAUGCUGUAUUAAAGUUAUUCCAGGCCCAGACAACACCAGCCAUAUCUCUUGUAGCUGUCAGUACUCUAUCCUUACUCAUGGAAAAUCCUAAUACACAUACAAAAAUCAUGGACAACCCUGGGAAUAUACUAAGGAAUAUGUUGCUUCUGUGUGGAUCAGAGGAUGAACAGAUGCAGGAAAUUUCAUUGAAAACCUUGUCACACUUGUCAAUGGGAACAGAUUGGCACAGACAUAAAAUAGUUCAGGAAGAUUUUACGGCAGGACAAAUGAUGUUGAAAGUGAUGAGAAGUAAACCUAAGAAUGACCAAAUUCUAUGUAACGCAACCUGUCUGGUGGCAAACCUUUCUACAAGUUCUGAAGAUCAGGGAGGUCUUCAAGAAUUGCUAUCAUGUUUAUGUGAAAUAAUUAAAUCAGAUGUCAAAAGUAGUGCAUUAAUGGUCCAGAUUUCAAGAGGAAUAGCUAAUUUUGCUGCAUUUCCACAGAAUACAGACAAGUUGUUACAACAUUUACCUGUGAUAGUGUACAAGUUUCUGAAAUCUACAGAUAAUAUUGUUAAAAUGCAUGGAAUGAGAGCUGUCCUACAUCUACUGUCAAAGAAACCAAGUAAUACAGUGAAAGAACUUUUAAGAGAUGGUGCUGGUGAUUUGUUAACUAACAUAUCCAGACUGCCUGGUGUAAUCGAUGCUAUACAAACAUCUUUACUUACACAAGCUCCCAGCCGAUCAAGACCAUCUUUCAGAUAACAGUUGUCUUCAGAAAAUUAUAUUGAUAUGAAAAGCUUUAUUUUACAAAAGUAAAAGGUUUAUUUAUAAAGUGUCAGAAUGUUUGUUUUACCUAUUUCUAAUUUAUGUUUAUUUUUAACUUGUUGCUUUUUUUUUUUUUUAUAGAAUAUACUCUUACCGAUAACUUAAAACAGGAAAAUUAACAUACCAGUUUAGUUAUAUUAAAAAUUAGAUAAACUUGAAUUGAGCAUAAUGCAGAGGCUGGAUUUCAUUCCAGGUUUUUACAUUGCCUAAAAUUCACUUGGACUUAUAUUGUCUCAUUCAUCUACUGUAGUUAAAUUUUCAAAGAAGCUCAUUUCUGAGACACUGUACAAAGUAGGAUCAUGUAGAUGAGGGUUUGAAUCCAGCCUUGAGAAAAGGUCAGUAUCCAAACAAAUGUAGGUCAUGGCAUAUGUGUUCCUUUCAAUGUCUUUGGUUAAUUUUUAAAUCCAGGUUUAUAUUUAAGUUCUUGUGAAAAGUAUCAUUAUUAAGAAUAGCAUAGAAUGCAUCCUUGAUUUAAGGUCAAUAUUCAGAAAAACAAAAAUCUAUGCAACCUACAUUUUCCACUUUAUUGACCCCAUUAACCUUUUGCUCCCUAGUGUACAUUUAAGUCUAUAUUUAUUAUAUAAGCAUGGUAAUUAGUGUAGGAUGUAUGUCACUACGACUUGUAUUUACUGCUUCACUUAUUUUGGUUUUUAUGAUUUACAUCAAGGCUUAUAUCUCUCUUUGCAUAAUUUGUUCGUGUUAUCUAUUGCUUUUUCUGCUUUAAUGAUAUUGAAUGAUUCAUGUAUAUGGUGCAGAACGAAGCAGACAUUGUAAUUGUAGAUGCACACAUUUUCAUGCAUAUCUAUAAAACCACUGGUUUUUUUCUGACACCAUAUGUAAUUAUAUGUUUAACUUUUAAGUAAAAACCAUGCAAUAAUACUCAAACAAUUUAUCUUUUAUAAUUUGAUGCACUUUUCUUUCUUGGCUAUUUUUUUAUUCAUAUUAAAACUUGUUAUUUAUG
This is a messenger RNA of Mytilus californianus (California mussel), 2569 nucleotides long. RefSeq lists its product as uncharacterized. The transcript has 13 exons. NCBI's taxonomy places the organism in Eukaryota, Metazoa, Mollusca, Bivalvia, Mytilida, Mytilidae. The coding region runs from base 124 to 1545 and encodes 473 amino acids. The record is from RefSeq and is a predicted model, not a curated record. Gene Ontology annotation, molecular function: metal ion binding.